ACUCCAGAGGCAUAGCCACGCGCAGCCCGGACAGCAAAAGGAAGGGCACCCCUGCCGCCGGAAGGAGCGGCACGUUUCUUGGCCCCCAGAUUGAAGUGCCGAAGUUGCGAGCUGCCAUGGAGAGUUCUGAUCCUGACCCUACAGAUGACAGUUCCAUGGACGCGUUCCUGGACAAGUUCCAGAGCCAGCCUUACCGCGGCGGCUUCCGCGAGGACCAGUGGGAGGAGGAAUUUGACAAGAUCCCCCUAUUUAUGAAAAAAGCGCCAUCAGAAAUUGAUCCCAAGGAGUUUCCUGACUUGGCUUGCCUCCAAUCGAUUAUUUUUGAUGAUGAGCGAUCUCCAGAAGAGCAAGCCAAGACCUAUAAAGAUGAGGGCAAUGACUACUUUAAAGAAAAAGACUAUAAGAAAGCUGUGGUUUCCUACAGUGAAGGACUGAAGAAGAAGUGUGCAGACCCUGAUCUGAAUGCCAUCCUGUAUACCAACCGGGCAGCAGCACAGUACUAUCUCGGCAAUUUCCGCUCUGCUCUCAAUGACGUGCUGGCUGCCAAGAAGCUAAAGCCUGAUCACCUGAAAGCCAUCAUACGAGGUGCCCUGUGCCAUCUUGAACUGAAACACUUUGCUGAGGCUGUGAACUGGUGUGAUGAGGGACUACAGAUUGAUGCCAAAGAGAAGAAACUUCUAGAAAUGAGGACAAAAGCAGACAAGCUAAAGAGGAUGGAGGAGCGGGAUCUGAGGAAAGCAAAGUUGAAAGAAAAGAAGGAACAAAAUCAGAAUGCGGCUCUGCUCCAGGCCAUCAGGGCUAGGAACAUCAGGCUUGUCUCUGAAUCAGUCGGUGAAGAUGAAGAUUCAGCCUCCAAUGUAGCCGAGAUGCUCCUGGAUGGGCUCAGCUCUGAGAACCCCUGUGGAGCCAGGCUCAGUAUAGAUGACCAGGGCAGGCUGAGCUGGCCUGUUCUGUUCCUGUACCCCGAGUAUGCACAGUCUGACUUCAUCUCCGCUUUUCACGAGGACACCAGGUUUAUUGACCAUCUAAUGGCGAUGUUUAGUGAAGCGCCCUCCUGGGACUCAGAGCACAAGUACCACCCAGAUGAUCUGGAGGUCUACUUCGAGGAUGAGGACAGGGCAGAACUAUACCAGGUGUCCCCCGAGAGCACCCUGCUGCAGGUGCUGCAACACCCCAGGUGCUCCGUGAAGGCCCUUACCCCAGCAUUCCUGGUCUGUGUAGGAUCCUCUCCUUUCUGUAAGAAUUUUCUCCAGGGGAAAAGGGUUCAAAGGUAACAUAGGAGCAGACCCUGGGGUCUUGUCCCUCAUCUUCCUCUGCCUGGAGUCUGCACACUGAGUCAUCUGGCUGGAGUCCAGCACUCUGUCCCCAGGGACAGUGGUCCUAACCUCUCGUUGGGGAAGAAGCUGCUGGACUCCCUGACCCUACGCCUGUCUGACUGAGUGCUGCGCUCCAGCUGGGCCUCAGCCUCCUCACGUUCACAGCUCUGCCUGGCCAGUCCAUCUUUGGAGUCCAUCUCUGAAGAAAGCAUCCACUGCAAUUACCAGAAUAGCUGGCCUUGGUAACCACUGGCCCCUAGACUAUCUCAGGAUGCAGUGACAGUCUCAACCAUUGUGGCAUCGGGCACAUACAGAAGGCACAGCUCCAAGGGAGUAAACCAGUGCUGCACAGUACUCGUAAGGCCUUAGGGCUUGAAAGACUGGUAGUUGCUUCACCAGCAUGGAGAGAAGCUAAGGGAUGCUGUGGAUGCCAUGAGACGACUGGAGCCAUGAAGCCGCAUCCUGUUUCUGUGUUGACUGUAUGAACUGGGAUCCUCAGGAUUACUCAGAGCCCUACUGGUCUCUCUGACCAGUAGAGUUGCAGUAUGAGAACUGCAACAGACCUGGCGGUAGCCCAAGUCUUCUCCAUUCCUCAGCGCCAGUUAUGUCCCUGCCUCAGCAGAAUGCUGACUGGAGGUGUGCACCACUGUGCCUGGCUAGCAUUCCAUGCCUUCUGACCUGGCCUUUGCCUGUCACCGGCUGUUUUUGUCUUGUGUUGUUCUCUGCAUCCUAGAGGUUGUGUGCAUUCUUAGCUGCAGCGGAGUGGCUUCCUGCAGUGUCCACGCCAUCUCCCAAGGGGAGCGUACUUCUCAUUGUCCAUGCAAGGGCUAUGAAAUGGGGCUUGAGCCACAUCUGGCAGCAGCUUGAGGCGUCAGUGGGCAGUGGUUUACAAGUAGGCUUGUGUCCUUUUCCCUUUACCAUGAGGCGCCAUUUCUCAAAUAGGAGCAUCCCCGUGACCUGGGUGUCUGAAGAAAGCUCACAGCAGCUGGCCUAAAGUCACCAUUUGUAACAUGAGUGGCAGAUGUUUGUGUAGUAAACACUGAGAUUUGGGGGAUUGUUUGUCACUGUAGGAAAACUAAUACAUCAUUAAAGUGAAACCAGCUGAUGGCCUUCAGAUGGGCUAA
This is a messenger RNA of Rattus rattus (black rat), 2440 nucleotides long. It is a transcript of the gene Ttc4, whose product is annotated as tetratricopeptide repeat domain 4. The record is from RefSeq and is a predicted model, not a curated record. NCBI's taxonomy places the organism in Eukaryota, Metazoa, Chordata, Mammalia, Rodentia, Muridae. The coding region runs from base 117 to 1274 and encodes 385 amino acids. Gene Ontology annotation, molecular function: Hsp90 protein binding. The transcript is spliced from 10 exons.